Molecule: messenger RNA, 812 nt
Organism: Drosophila novamexicana
Lineage: Eukaryota; Metazoa; Arthropoda; Insecta; Diptera; Drosophilidae
Gene: Dph4
Product: DPH4 homolog
Exons: 2
Coding region: 231-779 (182 amino acids)
Biological process (GO): positive regulation of ATP-dependent activity
Molecular function (GO): ferrous iron binding; ATPase activator activity
Source: RefSeq, a predicted model, not a curated record
UCUAUACAUACAUACAUGUGUAUGGGUGUUUGCGGGUUUUGGGUGCAGAUAGCUUUUUAUGGAAUUUAUAAAAUUCCAAUUAGAGUGUCACGGGCAAAGCAGAAUCAAAAACUAAACAACAAACAGCUGUUCAGCGCAAUGCCAGUGCUGGCAAACGUUAAAAAUUGCCGCGCUGCUGAUCUACGGCUAGAAACAUGUGAAACAACAAGCUAAAUUAUUAAAAUCUAAAUAUGUCCAACUUGAACUUCUAUGAACUGCUCAAUGCGAGCCCAACAGCAACAUUUGAAGAGCUUAAGCGCAAUUAUAAGCAAUUAAUACUACAAUGUCAUCCCGAUAAAUUACAACAACAAGAGCGAGCAGUAACUGUAAACGCGAAUGAGAGCGACCCAAAUCGGGAGAGCGACAGCAAUUUCAAUGCGAUAAACGAGGCCUGGAAUACGCUCAAAGAUCCCACAAAGCGUAAACAAUAUGAUGCCGAAUUAUUGCUGACAAAAUUUGAAACACACAGCAAUAUCUAUGCCAGCAUUACGUUAAGCGACAUGCACAGCACUCGAAUUGAAAUGAUGGCAGAGGAGGAGGGCAGCGAGCAGAGUGCAACCGACGCAGACAAAGAGACGACAACUUUGAGCUGGGCCUAUGCGUACAAUUGUCGCUGCGGCGGACAAUACUUGUUGGACGAUGAGUCACAAAGAGAGCAGCUGAGGGCAUGUGAAAUGAUUGUCGAGUGCAGUGAAUGUUCUCUAGUGAUAAUUGUGAAACCAGACGCAAAUGUAACAUAAAUGGAAUGUUUUUCAAAUAAAUUGUAAAACCGU